CAGCCUCGCAAUAUUUCCAACACGCAUAUACUGGUAGCCGCAAUCAACCAUGUCCUCCAGCCCGCGUAACUCUGACCUCGACAUUCCCGCGAUUGCUGUCAUCGGAGAGUCUACCGAUAAUCUGGCUUCACACUCGUACCCUCAUGACAACGGACAGAGUGGUCUUCGUCCUACUCCUACUAUCGACAUUCAGUCGGCGGCCUCUGAUUCUCCUCAAACUCGGGGACGUUCACCCUCUGACCCAUCCUUUCUCUCGCCCAUCUUGAAACGGCAGCACAGCACCAUCUCUGAUGCGCCUUCGUCACCCGGUGGCUCUACAAAUUACUCUGACGACCACCCUCCACCCUCGCCAACCCUUUCAGCUCAUUCAGGCUCUGGCUCGUCCGUUCAUUGGGCUCCAACUACCCUUGCCCUGAGAGACAAUUCGCCUUCAGAUCGAGACGGCAAUUCUUCGUUGAAUCUGCUCCAGAUUCCAGGGGCGCAUCGGAGAAAGGGAUCGAACGCGACCUUUACGAGCACCGUCAGCGGCAGCGAAACACUGCCCGACCACUCUCAUAGCGAUGGUGAGGGGAUAGGCCUUUCCCCCAUGCCGUCUCCCUCAGGGCGUUCUGACGCGGCGAGCACCCUAGCGUCGCCCACGCACACCGCCGUCAACGAUUUUUCAGACGCCGGCGACUCCCGUCCCACCUCGCGCACCAGUUUCCUCAAGGGAAAGCUUCAUCGUCAUCGUCGCCCCGCGAAAUCAGUAGACGCAAGCUCCGAAGGCGGUCACGACGACGGCCAUGACGACGAUGCGGAUAAGGAGGACUCGGAAUCGCGGCCUACACAGGUCGAUCUCGAGCAGGAGGCCAAUAUCGAUCCCGCGCCGUUCGCUUUCAAACCCGCUCAACUCGCGCAGCUUCUCGAUCCCAAGAAUAUCGAGGCGCUGGAGGCUAUUGGCGGUGUCGAGGGGCUAUUGAAAGGGCUCGGGACGCACGCGACCUUGGGUCUUGGCGCCGGUAAGGGGAAGGCGGCAGCUACGCACGAAGCGCAGAGCGAUGACGGUCAAGGGGCGGGUGAUGGAGGUAGACCGAGCAGAAACAGUACCGCGAAAGAUGCUGGGUCGGAGGAUGUUCCCGGAAUAACAAUCACUACGCCGGGAGGAGAGCAGGAGGGCCCGAAGGACGGUGGGGGCGCAGAGUCACCGUCUGGAACACCUCCGAAUUCAACCUCGACGGCGGAAGGGGCCGUGAAGUCGAAUCCGAAGGCGUUCGAGGCGGGUAUUGAGGAGAGACGCAGGGUGUACGGCGCGAACCUCCUGCCGGAACGGAAGAGCAAGAGUCUUCUGAUGUUGAUGUGGCUGGCUAUGAAGGAUAAAGUGCUGAUCUUGCUUACCAUCGCCGCCGCCGUUUCCCUUGCCCUCGGUUUCUUCCAAGACUUCGGUCCCUCCAAGCCAGACGGCCCGAAAGUCGACUGGGUAGAAGGUGUAGCUAUCAUCAUCGCCAUCCUCAUCGUCGUCCUCGUCGGCUCUAUCAACGACUACCAAAAAGAACGUCAGUUCAAGGUGCUCAACUCGAAGAAGGAAGAACGGGCGAUCAAAAUUAUCCGCGGCGGCUCCGAGAAGCUCAUCGAUGUGAAGGACGUCGUGGUCGGAGAUAUCGCGAUUCUAGAGCCGGGAGAGAUCGUUCCCGUCGAUGGCGUGUUUUUGAACGGGCAUGGGGUUAGGUGUGACGAGUCGGGCGCUACGGGAGAGAGUGAUGCGAUUAAGAAGGUGCCGUGGUCUGAGUGUGUGAAGAUACGGGACGAGAAGAUGAGGGAGUGGAAGAGCUCGUCGGGCAGGAGCAUUAGCGGGGUGCCUGGUGCGGAUACGGAAGAUGACGAGGAUACGGAGGAGGACGGGAGGAAGCGGCCUUCGGGAAUGGAUCUCUUGGGCCACACGGAUUGUUUUAUCGUCAGUGGCGCGAAGAUCACGGAGGGAACGGGGACCUACGUUGUUGUUGCGGUCGGGACGAAGAGUUUCAAUGGUCGCAUCAUGAUGGCGCUGCGAGGGGACGCGGAAAGCACGCCUCUGCAGCUCAAGCUGAAUGACCUAGCGGAGCUCAUCGCGAAGGCUGGAUCUCUUGCCGGUCUUAUCUUGUUCUCUGCGCUUAUGAUCCGGUUCUUCGUACAACUGGGCACGAAUGACCCUGUGAGGACCGCGAACGAGAAGGGUAUCGCGUUCGUGCAGAUUCUCAUUAUCGCAGUUACCCUCGUUGUCGUCGCAGUUCCCGAAGGCCUUCCACUCGCGGUUACAUUAGCCCUCGCAUUCGCCACCAAACGCAUGACGGAUGAGAAAUUACUCGUUCGCGUCCUCGGUUCAUGCGAGACCAUGGCCAACGCCAACGUGGUCUGCACCGACAAGACCGGUACCCUCACGCAAAACGAGAUGACCGUCGUCGCCGGCUCCAUCGGUAUCCACGCCAAAUUCGUCCGCGGGCUCCACAGCGAAGAAGGUCGCGGACGACAGAACGUCGACCAGGAAAACCAGAAUGUCGAUUCGGAGGGGACUCUUGCGCGCAGGAAACACGCGGAGGAUUUCUCGCUGGACUCGAACGAUCUCAAUGAACGGAUUUCGCCUGAGCUGCGCGCGCUCUUGAAUGCUUCGAUAUCGGUCAAUUCUACGGCGUUUGAGGACGAGGAUCCCGAGUCUGGCAAGAUGGUGUUCAUUGGAAGUAAGACGGAGACGGCGUUAUUGAAGUUUGCGAAGGAGAGGGGGUGGAGGUCGUAUCGCGAGGUUCGGGAUAAUGCGGAACGGGACGGUGGUGUCGUUCAGGUCGUGCCGUUCUCGAGUGCACGGAAGGCCAUGGGUGUGGUCGUUCAGCUGAAGGCAGGCGAGAAGAAGAAGUGGAGGAUUUACUUGAAGGGCGCUAGCGAGAUUUUGACGGCGAGGUGCAGGAGGCACGUUGUCGUGGCUAAGGAGGGCGGGAAGAAGGCGACUGGGGAGAAGGAGAUGGUGGACGGGGAGGGUCAGAUAGAGACGGCUGAGAUUGGGGAGCUUGAAGCGGAUAAUAUUUCUCGGACUAUCACGUUCUAUGCUAGUCAGUCGUUGCGGACUAUAGCGCUCUGUUAUAGGGACUUCGAGCAGUGGCCGCCGAAUGGCGCCGACAUCGAUGAACGGGAUGAGGUUGAAUACGAGCAUCUGGCGAAUGAUCUAACUCUCAUAGGUAUCACAGGUAUCGAGGAUCCCCUCCGAGACGGUGUCCGAGAAGCUGUGGCGAACUGUCAGAAGGCCGGAGUCCAGGUCAAGAUGUGUACCGGCGACAACGUCCUCACCGCUCGUUCUAUUGCUACCCAGUGCGGGAUCUAUACUGCCGGUGGUAUCGUCAUGGAAGGCCCUCAUUUCCGGAACCUCGAUCCUCAUGUCAUGAAGGCUGUCGUCCCCCGUCUUCAGGUCCUCGCUCGUUCGUCACCGGAGGACAAGCGGAUAUUGGUGGAGACUCUCAAGGAACUCGACGAGGUCGUCGGCGUUACUGGAGAUGGCACAAACGACGGACCUGCGCUUAAGACGGCCAACGUUGGAUUCUCCAUGGGUAUCGCGGGUACGGAAGUCGCGAAGGAGGCCUCGGAUAUCAUUCUCAUGGACGACAACUUCUCCUCGAUCGUCAAGGCUAUCAUGUGGGGCCGCUGUGUUAACGACGCCGUCCGGAAGUUCCUCCAGUUCCAGCUCUCCACCAACAUCACCGCCGUCAUUAUUACCUUCGUCACCGCCGUCGCUAGUCAGAGCGAGAGUUCGGUGCUCAGCGCCGUGCAACUACUCUGGAUCAACAUCAUCAUGGACACCUUCGCCGCUCUGGCCUUGGCCACGGACCCUGCUUCAGAGGCGUUAUUGGAUCGCAAACCGGAUGUCAAGACGGCGCCACUAUUCUCGGUCGACAUGCUCAAACAGAUCCUAGGCCAAUCGAUAUAUCAGAUUAUUAUCAUCCUCAUCUUCCACUUCUUGGGACUCCGGAUUUUGGGCCUCCCGGAGGGUAACGACACGGACGACACGACAGUCCAGACGCUGGUUUUCAAUAUCUUCGUGUUCGCCCAGAUUACGAACUCGUUGAAUUGCCGCAGGCUGGAUAAUAAGUUGAAUAUAUUCGAAGGCGUGACCAGGAACUGGUACUUCAUCUCGAUUACGGCGAUCGAAAUCGCCAUCCAAGUGCUUAUCGUUUUCGUCGGAGGAGCUGCCUUUUCUGUUCACCGCAUCGGCGGUCGCGAGUGGGGUAUCUCCCUCGCCCUCGGACUUGUUUCCAUUCCCCUUGGUGCCGCUAUCCGGUACAUUCCCAACGGCCCCUGCGAAGCUUUCUUCAAGAAGGUCCGUCUCAUGCCGAACCCGGAUAUCCUCCCUACGACACGCGCGGACGCGGAAACCGGCCUCGGAUUUGCCAUCAACCGCGUUCACGAUAAUUUGGGGACGUUUAGCCAGGUCAGAGGCGGCAGGAUGAGGGGAUCCUCGUUCGUGGGGAAGAGCAGGGCCGGAAAGGUCGACGAGACUGGCGCCAAGAAGAAACCUGCCUCAGAAUUGCUCACUAUGCUCCCGACGCUGAUGAUGUCCAAUAUCGUCAGCUCGAAUUGGAUGCCGACUUCUGGUGGUUCGUUGUCCGACCCGGCUGGUUUCGAUCCCUCGGUGUCGUCUGCGGAGUUGUGGAAGAACAAGUACGAGGUCCAUCCGGAUACGCCACCGAACGACCCGGUCUUCCAGAUCUUCCGUCAGCCGCCACACUCGGCUUCUCCUUCACGAUAGAUUCUCCGUCGCCUCCGAAAUUGUGUAUACCCUCUCUUCUCGUCUUGUACUCCUUGCGCUCGUCCGAGCGAUUACUCUGCACAACGACACAAAGGACAUGCUCAUGCCUUGGUUCUGGAACAUUGUCUUGGUGUCGUUGUGACGGGGCGGUACCCUGCAUAGUUUUUUGGGCCAGCGAAUGGGCAUUCGCUUCAUGCAUAUGGAGCCAGUCCAUACACUACAUCUCCUUGAUUCUUUCUCGUGACCCAUGCAUUUCGCGGCUACACAUAGACCUUUGAUAGUCACAUUUUACCAACAACCCAUCGUCCGUCUCCUUUUCUCGCUUGUAUAUUCGCACACUUUCUUAGUCUUUCCUUCUGUUUGUCUUUCUUCGUGGCCCUCGCUUCAUUUCGCCUUCACAAUCUACAGAAAC
This is a messenger RNA of Stereum hirsutum FP-91666 SS1, 5156 nucleotides long. RefSeq names its product calcium-translocating P-type ATPase. Gene Ontology annotation, biological process: calcium ion transmembrane transport; intracellular calcium ion homeostasis. The transcript has 8 exons. Lineage: Eukaryota; Fungi; Basidiomycota; Agaricomycetes; Russulales; Stereaceae. Gene Ontology annotation, molecular function: ATP binding; P-type calcium transporter activity; ATP hydrolysis activity. The record is from RefSeq and is a predicted model, not a curated record. Bases 50 to 4744 code for a protein of 1564 amino acids. Gene Ontology annotation, cellular component: membrane; intracellular membrane-bounded organelle.